AUGCGACGUCGGAGAUUGCGGAGAGGAGAAUCGGGAGGGAGUCGAGGGAGGGAGGGGAGGGGGGUAAUGGGGGAGAGGAAGGUGGGGGGCCCGGGGGUGAAGGGGUUGGGAGAGGGGAGAGAGAGAGAGAGAGAGAGGAGAGAGAGAGAGAGAGAGAGAGAGAGAGAGAGAGAGAGAGAGAGAGAGAGAGAGAGAGAGAGAGAGAGAGAGAGAGAGAGAGAGAGUGGUGGUGAGGAGGAAGAGAGGAAAGGAAGGGGGAGGAAGGGGGAGGGGGGGAAGAGGGUUGCGGGUGAGCAAAGUGGAAGACAUGGGGAGGAAAUGGGACGAUCUGGGGGGGCGGCGGGAGGAGCCUUGCGAGUACAGGCGAUGCGCGUGGUACGGUUCUCGUUGGACAUUGAAGAGGUGGGCAAAGCAGGCGCUGCUGCUGCUUGUGUGGGGCUGAUAACGCUAAAGAGUUUUGUUGCGUCGUCUCUACCGCGCUCAUAG
Messenger RNA from Closterium sp. NIES-65, 486 nucleotides. The record is from the annotation of a GenBank genome assembly. Lineage: Eukaryota; Viridiplantae; Streptophyta; Zygnematophyceae; Desmidiales; Closteriaceae.